Messenger RNA from Oryza brachyantha (malo sina), 1522 nucleotides. Its product is annotated as probable V-type proton ATPase subunit d. Gene Ontology annotation, biological process: vacuolar transport; proton transmembrane transport; vacuolar acidification. The transcript is spliced from 10 exons. The record is from RefSeq and is a predicted model, not a curated record. NCBI's taxonomy places the organism in Eukaryota, Viridiplantae, Streptophyta, Magnoliopsida, Poales, Poaceae. Bases 136 to 1191 code for a protein of 351 amino acids. Gene Ontology annotation, molecular function: proton-transporting ATPase activity, rotational mechanism. Gene Ontology annotation, cellular component: vacuolar proton-transporting V-type ATPase complex; proton-transporting V-type ATPase, V0 domain.
GUCGACCUCGAUCUCGCCCCGAGUCUGAUAGCGCAAACCCCCGCCGCAUCCGCACCCCCGGAUCCCGAUCCACCCCGCCGCCGCCGCUGCCGUCGCCGUUGCUGCCGGAGAGAGAGAGAGAGAGAGAGAGAGAGGAUGUACGGGUGGGAGAUGCUCUCGUUCAACAUCCACGACGGCUUCCUGGAGGCCAUCGUGAGGGGGAACCGAUCGGGCCUGCUCACCGCUGCCGACUACAACAACCUCUGCCAGUGCGAGAACCUCGACGACGUCAAGAUGCACCUCACCGCCACCGAGUACGGCCCCUACCUCCAGAACGAACCUUCACCCUUGCACACAACAACAAUUGUGGAGAAGUGCACCCUUAAACUGGUUGAUGAGUACAAACACAUGAUGUGCCAGGCGACAGAACCACUAUCCACAUUCUUACAGUAUAUAACGUAUGGGCACAUGAUUGAUAAUGUUGUUCUUAUUGUUACCGGAACAUUGCAUGAGAGAGAUGUUAAUGAACUAUUGGAGAAAUGCCAUCCAUUGGGAAUGUUUGACAGCAUUGCGUCUCUUGCGGUUGCUCAGAAUAUGCGUGAGCUUUAUAGAUUGGUUUUGGUUGAUACACCUUUAGCCCCAUACUUCUCAGAAUGCAUUACAUCUGAGGAUUUGGAUGACAUGAAUAUUGAAAUUAUGAGGAACACUCUCUACAAAGCAUACCUUGAGGAUUUUUACAAAUUCUGUGAAAAACUUGGUGGUGCUACUGCUGAGAUUAUGUGUGAUCUGCUGUCAUUUGAAGCUGACAGAAGAGCCGUGAACAUUACGAUUAACAGUAUUGGAACAGAGUUGACUAGAGAUGACCGUCGGAAGCUGUACUCCAACUUUGGUUUAUUGUAUCCAUAUGGUCAUGAAGAACUGGCAGUUUGUGAAGAUGUUGACCAGGUGCGUGGUGUAAUGGAGAAGUAUCCUCCAUACCAGUCUAUUUUUGCCAAAAUUUCAUAUGGAGAAAGCCAAAUGUUGGAUAAGGCCUUCUACGAGGAGGAAGUGCGGAGGCUAUGCUUGUCAUUUGAACAACAGUUCCACUAUGCUGUUUUCUUUGCUUACAUAAGGCUACGGGAGCAGGAGAUCAGGAACCUGAUGUGGAUAUCAGAGUGUGUUGCACAGAAUCAGAAGAACAGGGUGCAUGACAGCGUUGUAUUCAUCUUUUGAUCUGUUCCUGCCACUCCACAGAUGAUUGUACAAAAUGCCAGCUUUGACGAUGGCACAAUCGGUUGCGCUCAUUAUAAGCACAGGACUUAUUCUGCCCCUUCAUUUCUCUUUGUACGCUGCUGGAAAGCAUGACCAUGAGUGAAUGUAUUAUUAUCUUACUUUUUGUAGUAAAAUAAAGGCUUGAUUAUCUUCUGGUAAAUUAAAUAAAUCCUGUCUAUUUUGGGAGAUUUUGGGAGAAGCUGUAACAUCAAUAUGUCCAGUGUACAUGAAAUGGUUUAUAUUGGCUUAUUGACAACAUCUAAUGUGCGCCCAACUCUUUUGGUGCAUCAUA